Messenger RNA from Oncorhynchus masou masou (cherry salmon), 1998 nucleotides. Its product is annotated as growth hormone secretagogue receptor type 1-like. NCBI's taxonomy places the organism in Eukaryota, Metazoa, Chordata, Actinopteri, Salmoniformes, Salmonidae. The record is from RefSeq and is a predicted model, not a curated record. Gene Ontology annotation, biological process: G protein-coupled receptor signaling pathway. Bases 172 to 1287 code for a protein of 371 amino acids. Gene Ontology annotation, cellular component: plasma membrane. The transcript is spliced from 4 exons. Gene Ontology annotation, molecular function: G protein-coupled peptide receptor activity.
UACGAGUUGUGGGUGUUGGAGAGCGAGGGAGGUGGUAGAGGGAUGAAGAGGUGAGGGAGAGAUUGUCCAGGGAUCGAAGACGGCUGCGAGGCACGCUUGUACCAUCUCAGCUCACCUCUCUCUCUCACGCACACACCCCAGUCUCUGAGACCCGGGCAUCUCUCUCUGACCAUGGACGUGUCAGCGCUGGGCAGUGGGAGCAGCUGUUCAGAGGAUUGUGUGCUAGGGUCUGGCUGUCUGGAGGACUGUGGGAACCAGAGUGACCAGACUGACUGGGAAUGGGAGGACUUCAGUGGGGCUGAGCUGGUGUGUGUGACAGCCGUGUGUGUGCUGCUGCUGGCCCUGGGCAUCGCAGGAAAUAUGUUAACCAUCCUGGUAGUUUGGCUCCGGCCACACCUGAGAAGCACCACCUACCUCUACCUGAGUAGUAUGGCCGUCUCCGACCUCCUCAUACUGCUUCUGAUGCCUUUAGAUCUGUACUACAAGCUGUGGAGGUUCCGGCCCUGGGAUCUGGGUGAUGCAGUGUGUAAGCUGAGUGUGUUCAUCAGUGAGAGUUGUACCUACUCCACCAUCCUCCACAUCACCACCCUUUCUCUGGAGCGCUACCUCGCUGUCUGUCGACCACUCACAGCCAAGACCCUGGUCACACGGACCCGCGUCCGUACUCUCAUUGGCUGCCUGUGGGUUGUGGCCUUGAUCAGUGCCGGGCCGGUGUUUGCUAUAGUAGGGGUAGAGGAGCUGGGGGGAGGUGAGGGGGAGAGCGAGUGUCGCUGUACGGACUACGCCGUCUCCUCAGGCCUGCUGGGGGCCAUGAUGUGGCUCUCCAACCUCUACUUCCUGGUGCCGCUGGGCAUUCUGGGAGUUGUGUAUGGCCUGAUCGGCAGGAAGCUUUGGCUCCGCCCACAACGCAGCAGCCGAGACCGCGCCCAGCGACACACCAUCAAGAUGCUGGGGAUGAUCGUGCUGGCGUUUGUCCUGUGUUGGCUGCCGUUCCACGUUGGUCGGACGUUGUUCUCUGUGACUCUGGGCUCCAGCGCUGAUAUGUACUACAUCUCUCAGUACUUUAACCUGGUCUCAUUUGUGUUGUUCUACCUCAGUGCUGCUGUCAACCCUAUCCUCUACAACACCAUGUCAGCACGCUACCGCCACGCUGUCCGCAGCCUGCUGCGCUCACACACACCCCGCUCCCACCACCCCCACUCACCCCACAACACUCUACCACCACCCUGUAACUCACACACACCCCGCUCCCACCACCCCCCACAACACUCUAUCACCACCCUGUAACUCACACACACCCCGCUCCCACCACCCCCCACUCACCCCACAACACUCUACCACCACCCUGUAACUCACACACACCCCGCUCCCACCACCCCCACUCACCCCACAACACUCUACCACCACCCUGUAACUCACACACACCCCGCUCCCACCACCCCCCACAACACUCUAUCACCACCCUGUAACUCACACACACCCCGCUCCCACCACCCCCCACUCACCCCACAACACUCUACCACCACCCUGUAACUCACACACACCCCGCUCCCACCACCCCCCACUCACCCCACAACACUCUACCACCACCCUGUAACUCACACACACCCCGCUCCCACCACCCCCCACUCACCCCACAACACUCUACCACCACCCUGUAACUCACACACACCCCGCUCCCACCACCCCCACUCACCCCACAACACUCUACCACCACCCUGUAACUCACACACACCCCGCUCCCACCACCCCCCACUCACCUCACAACACUCAACCACCACUCUGUAACUCACGGACACACACACACACACAGAAAACCUUGGAGAUGGAUGGAGGAAUAAGACUUUGUUUAGAGGCACAUUGUCUUUAGUGAGACAUACUGUCAGAUUUAUUGUAUAAUAUUUGGUUCAUAUAUAUUUGCCAUUUUGAUGACUGUUGGUUCUAAACCCCUGAAGGUGUGUGUGUUCUCAGAGUGAUGUGUAAUAAACUGUAAUUCCA